Messenger RNA from Oncorhynchus keta (chum salmon), 3780 nucleotides. RefSeq names its product prickle-like protein 1. The transcript has 8 exons. The record is from RefSeq and is a predicted model, not a curated record. The coding region runs from base 307 to 2979 and encodes 890 amino acids. Gene Ontology annotation, molecular function: zinc ion binding. NCBI's taxonomy places the organism in Eukaryota, Metazoa, Chordata, Actinopteri, Salmoniformes, Salmonidae.
UUGAGCCCAUUAUUACGAACGGGGCGCUAGUGAAUUUAUAAGGAGAUGCUGUGACAGUCAUAGAUGAACUUUUACAAAGUAGGCUCCCUAGUUCACUCGUUUUGCCUACAACAUGCAGUCGCCGACAUUUGGACGAAUCUAACCGCGCAAUUCGGGACAAGUCUGCGGGACAACGGUGCGCUUUCUGGACAUUUCAUUUCAUGCCAAUGCGACGUAACUUGAAUCGUUUCUACACGUCAAGGAAUAUUAGUUCUGGAUUCUUUGUUUACCAGGACUGAACUCUUUUGGUAGAAGGCGUGGUGUGUGAUGAACCUAGAGAGUGCGUGUGGUUACCAGGUCGGGGCGCGGAGCCCGCGGGAAGUGAUGGAGCAGAAAGUCCAAGGUCAGCUGAACUUUGGCUUCCAGAGGAGUUCCACGUCAGACGACGACUCAGGGUGUGCCCUGGAAGAGUACGCCUGGGCACCGCCUGGCCUCAGACCCGAACUGGUCCAGUUGUAUUUCUCCUGUCUGCCUGAGGACAAGGUUCCUUACGUUAACAGUCCUGGAGAGAAGUUCAGAAUCAAACAGCUCCUCUAUCAGCUGCCUCCACAUGACAACGAGGGCCGCUACUGUCAGUCUCUCAGUGAGGAGGAGAAGAAGGAGCUCCACAUGUUCAGUGUCCAGAGGAAGAAGGAGGCGCUGGGGAGGGGCUCUCUCAAACUCCUGCCCCGGGACCUGCUACACAGCGUCUGUGAACAUUGUGGGGAGAGCAUCAACGGAGGGGAGAUGACGGUUUUUGCAUCCAGAGCGGGUCCUGGGCUGGCCUGGCACCCAGCAUGCUUUACGUGCUCCACGUGUAGUGAGCUGCUGGUUGACCUCAUCUACUUCUACCAGGAUGGGAAGAUCCACUGUGGCCGACACCACGCAGAGCUGCUCAAGCCACGCUGCUCUGCCUGCGACGAGGUUAUCUUUUCUGACGAGUGUACGGAGGCGGAGGGGCGUCACUGGCACAUGAAGCACUUCUCCUGUUUUGAAUGUGAGACGGUGCUGGGGGGGCAACGUUAUAUCAUGAAGGAUGGUCGGCCAUAUUGCUGCGGCUGCUUUGAUUCUCUCUAUGCCGAGUACUGCAAGGCCUGCGGGGAACACAUUGGUGUGGACCACGCCCAGAUGACGUACGACGGUCUCCACUGGCACGCCACCAAGGGUUGUUUCUGCUGUGCCCAGUGUAAGAGCUCUCUGCUGGGCUGUCCCUUCCUGCCCAAGCAGGGCCGGAUCUACUGCUCCAAGGCCUGCAGUCUGGGAGAGGACGUCCACGCCUCAGACUCCUCCGACUCCGCCUUCCAGUCCGCGCGCUCCCGCGAGUCGCGCCGCAGCGUCCGCAUGGGCAAGAGCAGCCGCUCAGCCGACCAGUGCCGCCAGUCGCUCCUCUUCUCGCCCUCUGUCAACUACAAGUUCCCCGGGUUUACCGGUAACCCAGACACCGAUACGCUCACCAAUAAGCUGGCCCACCUGGGUUUAACAAAUGAGGAGUGCUUCUGGAGGGGGAGGGAGGACACCGAGGGCCCCGAGGACCGGGGCGAGGAGGAGUGGGCCGAGCACGAGGACUACAUGACCCAGCUGCUGCUCAAGUUCGGGGAGCACGGAGUCUUCCAGCAAGGUGAGGUGGUCGACUCCAGACCUACAACCAAUCUGUGGAUGACCGAGGCUGAGGUCAAGAUGAAACAGUGUGAGCCUCAGAGCUCUAGGGCUGAGACCGGAGGAGGAUGUGGAGGAGGGUCAGGCAGCCAGAGCCUGGCCAGUAAGAAGUACCAGACAGAUAUGUACUGGGCCCAGUCCCAGGACGGGCUGGGGGAUUCGGCCUACGGGAGCCACCCUGGCCCGGCCAGCAGUAGGAAACUCCAGGAGCUGGAGCACGGCGCUGUAAGCAUCGGAGGUACCAGCUUCCAGAGGGAGGAGAAGCAGUGGUAUGACAACUCUCUGGAGUGCAUCACAGACAAGGUGAAACGGACAGAUCAGAGUGUCAGGGACUCCAUGGACUCACUGGCACUGUCCAACAUCACGGGUGCCUCUGUAGAUGGCGACAGUAAAGAGAGACCUCUGGUCUACUCCUUACAGAGCUUCCAGGAACUCGAGGCUGAGAGAGACUGUGAGAACACAAGCAACAUGGGAACUCUCAACUCCUCCAUGUUACACCGCAGUGCCAAUUCCCUGAAGAGCCUUACGUCUGAGCUGGAGCAGGAGAACGUACCAGAGGAAGAGACGGUCCCUCUUCCCUCUCCCCCCAAGCCUCCUCAUGUCCCGGCGUUGAGACGGACUCGAUCCCAGUCUCGACCCCAACAGGUGAAGUUCUCCCCAGACGUCGUGGACAACAGUCGCUAUGGUGAUUUGCAGGUGCGCCAGCCUCCGAUGAGCGAGCGGACGCGGCGGCGAGCAUACCAUUUCGAGGAGCAGGACCAGGAGAUUGGUGACCCGGGCUCCGGCCGCUAUCACAACCACCCCCACAGGAGACGCCGCAGCCGCAAGUCACGCUCCGACAACGCUCUCCACCUGGUGCCCAAGGAGAGGGCCAAUCGCAUAUACUUCAGAGAGGACCAUAGAGGUCAUGGGGGACACGGCUUCAGCUCAAAGAGGCCCCAGCAGCUGGCCUUCCUGCCCAACCAGCAGGGGUAUGGCCAGACCCAGCAUCCCCACAGCCAUCCCCACCAAGCCACCUCAGACUUCAGACUCCAGCAAGGCCCAGCCAUGGAGAGGUUCAUGGGGUUGUGUGGGGAAAGGGACCAAGAUGACUGGUGCUCCACCUGCUCCUCUUCUUCCUCUGAGUCUGAGGAGGAAGGCUUCUUCCUGGGCCAGCCCAUCCCCCAGACACACAGACACUACUAUGAUGGCCUGCCCAGCCCAAGCCACGUGGCAGGCCUGCCCUCCCUGCCUUACGGAGCAGUCCCACGGACUAUGUCCAAAAAGAAGAAGGGGCACAAGGGGAAGAACUGUAUCAUCUCAUAAGACUUUUAAACUCUGUGUGCAACCCCCUUCUGAAUCUCGUUGUUGUUGCCACUAUUGUGAAUACAGAAAUGGCCCGCUUGUUAAAACCGUCUUGCCAUCGGAUGUAAUACAUGUUAACAUGGCUCUGAUCCUAUUAUUGAAUUGCAUUACAAAAAAAACAGAGUUGCAUAAACACAUUUCAACUGUCAUAAUUGUAUUAGAAAAAAAUGUAUGCAAAUAACUCUGAACAAAUGUAUUUAUAAAAACACCAUUUAGAGAGUAGCGGAAAUGACUAUUUAACAGUGCAGAUAUUAAUGUAUAUAUUGUAAAGUGUAAUUGUUUUUAUAACCCUGAGUCAAAUGUUUUUGUAGUGGAAUGGCAUUGAAAAGACAAAACUGACAGCAGUUAUCAAAGAACCUUCUCUUUUCUUAACCAGGGUUUGAAAAAUUAAACAUAUGAUAUGCUGCCAGCAAAGGUAUUCAGAGUGCAGAGUUUGACCCUGGGCCUGGUUUCCCAAAAGCUAUUUCCUGGUUGCUAAAUUUCAAAUAGUUCCCCUAAUUUCAGUUUGUGUGACAAAACAAGCAAGUAUAGUACCAUUUGGGGGGACAGGUAGCCUAGUGGUUAGAGUGGAGGGGCGGCAGGUAGCCUAGUGGUUAGAGUGGAGGGGCGGCAGGUAGCCUAGUGGUUAGAGUGGAGGGGCGGCAGGUAGCCUAGUGGUUAGAGUGGAGGGGCGGCAGGUAGCCUAGUGGUUAGAGUGGAGGGGCGGCAGGUAGCCUAGUGGUUAGAGUGGAGGGGUGGCAGGUAGCCUAGUGGUUAGAGGGG